UUGUACGGUUCGGAACUGUGCGACGCUCAAAGCGCGCGCGCACUGAAAUUCGACUCGCAUGUGUAUUGUCAUCGUCAGUCGCGUUCGCCGGGUGUUGUUGUCGGUUGGCCGAAAUUUGUAUCCCCCCAAGGGGUCAUCCAUCCAUCGUGUGACAUCUCGAAAGCUUCGUCCCAUAGACGAGAAGAAGUGCUCUAUGGUCUAGUGAAUUGAAAGCUUAUCGGUCGAAUUAACAACAGUGAAAAUGUGCUCAAAGUGUCCAUGUGUCAGCUGACAAAGUGAUAUCGUUGUCCUUCAUGAAGAAUUCUCUAAAAAACUGUGAAUGGCUUAGUUUGUGAACAAACCCUAUGGAAAAGUGCAAUGGAUGGAUGCCAAUAAGAAAACAGCAUUCCAAAAAAAUUAAAUUGUAUAUCUAAUUACCUAUAUGUUAAGUGAUAAAAAAAAUUGGGAAUUUACGUUUUAAAUGUACAUAUAUAUGUAUGUAGAUAUCUAGCAAAUAGAUAGCAACAAAUUGUGAGACCUUCGACAGCUAGAAGGUUAGAUAUAAGAAAAUUCAAAACGAAGACGCAGCUCUAAACAAGAAGUAAAAUCAGUAGCCAUGGUUCUCCCAACUACAAAGAAUCCCGGGCCGGAAGUUGUGGAUCAGCUGAGACGAAUGUUUCAGCAAAGGAUGGAAACGGAACCAGAAAAAAUUCCACUCGGCGGAUUUCACGAGCACGACCUUAAUAAAAUUUUCGUUGACGACAAGUGGCUGACCAAGUUUUUGGAAAACAACGAUCUCGACAUGAAAAAGUCGGCCGAACAGCUGUGGGACACCUGCACGUGGCGGAAAACGGAAAACAUCAAUGAACCGGCUACCGACAGUAGGUACACAAGCAAACCACCUCCAGGCAGCAGCGCCUUCCUCAGAGACAUUUGCCUCACUACUCGACUCGUUGUCAUUCAGGAAAUUCGAACCCACUCCGAAGGAAGUUUUGCCCUGAUGGUUUGUUCCUCGAAUCUGGGGACCGGAAAAAAUAAUCCCUACACCAGCAAGGAAAACCAGACAAACUUUACCGACUGGACAUCAGCGUGUCAUCAUCUACAGCUUGGACAUCACAUCAACGGCUGUCGCCGAAUUGAAAAUUCCCACCUCACAAAAAUGGCAAGGGUCCAUUUCGCAAACCUCAGUCCACCGGAUUCACCGAUGAACGAGUCAAGCAAUUCCAAUUUCGAAAACAUUGAGGGCGAAAUGCUACGGAUAACACCCCAGAACACGAUCGUAUUUACCAAGUCGGGCACCGAGUUGGUUGGAAAUGUUGAUAUCGAAAACAUCGACAGCAAACCUAUUACCUUUAAGAUCAAAACGACCGCCCCGGAAAAAUUCCGGGUUCGUCCGAGCAAUGGAGUGCUCGCACCGGGUGGCGUCGCAAGCAUCAACGUGGUCCUGCUGCAACAGGGUCACCAGAUUGCCGUCAAUCCAGCCAUCAAUCGGGAAAAGUUCCUGGUAAUGUGCAUGGCGCUGACCGAGAUGUUCACCAAUACGCACGAUAUUGCCGAGUUUUGGAAGAACACUCCAGCCAACAGUGCAGCGAUAGAGCAGCAUCGGUUGAAGUGUUCUCUGCCGAUGAUCCCUGACGAUCCGGCCUUGCGCAAUGGCAUGCCCCCGUACGGAGAUAUGUUCGGUCCGGUUGCCGGUUUCGGGGGCAGCGACAAACAGAUGCUUCACCUACAGCAAGUAAUUACCCAGCUCAGUGGAACGACCCACAGGUUAGAGUCACAGAUACGGUUCAACCAGAAACUCCAGUGGAUCUCUCUAGCGCUCUUUUUGUUCAUUGCGAUAGCCAUUAUUUAUAUUUUGAAGGCGGAAAUCAAGGGCAGUGCGGCGCAGUACUGUCUUAAGCCCUAAUCAGGUGUGCGAUGAAUUUGUUAUUAGCCGAGGGUCGCCCCUAACACAUCUACAUAUGAUAGCAACUGAAACGAUGAUUGAAAAGUGAGGAAAACGAGGGUUGAACCCUGCAUGAAACCGGUGAAGAUAAAAAAAUCAAUGGGUCUUCUUUGUUUGCCUGUAUUACUUCUAAAAUUUGUACUCUCUUUAACUGGCUUAGCCGGUAUGGUUUAUUUUUGUUUUUCGUUUGUUUUUCCUAUGAAGGAAUAAAUUAUACAUAGUCCUUUUUAUACAUUAUCUCGUUUUGUAAUUAUUUUCCCAAUAUAUCCCCUUUUUGGACGUUUGAAGGGUUUCUGGUGAACGCAAAAAUCGUUUCAUGUACAAAACUCGUCGAUGGCUUUUAAUGAUAUUUUGUUAGCUGUAGAUUUAUUUAAUUAAGUAGAAUGUUUAUGGAAUACAUAAUUUUAAUAAGAAAAAUAAA
Molecule: messenger RNA, 2345 nt
Organism: Uranotaenia lowii
Lineage: Eukaryota; Metazoa; Arthropoda; Insecta; Diptera; Culicidae
Exons: 9
Coding region: 596-1885 (429 amino acids)
Source: RefSeq, a predicted model, not a curated record